Rhododendron vialii is the source of this 1748-nucleotide messenger RNA. RefSeq names its product F-box/kelch-repeat protein At3g23880-like. Bases 84 to 1289 code for a protein of 401 amino acids. The transcript is spliced from 2 exons. NCBI's taxonomy places the organism in Eukaryota, Viridiplantae, Streptophyta, Magnoliopsida, Ericales, Ericaceae. The record is from RefSeq and is a predicted model, not a curated record. Gene Ontology annotation, molecular function: protein binding.
GGAACAAGUCCCGUCACUUGUACCUUUCUUUCUUCUAUGAAGUCCAGAACGAGAACACAGAACCAUUUCCUGCAGUAUCGUCAAUGACGAUCGGUUCUGAGAUAAUAGGGAACAAGAAAACCCAUCACCAAACUGCCAUCCCAACGGAGGAUUCGCAGCCAUCGCAGCACCUCCCUCAAGAAAUCAUCUUCGACAUACUCUCGAGACUUCCCGUCAAGCAUCUUCUGCGAUUCAGGUCCGUUUGUAGAUCAUGGCUUUCUUUGAUUUCAAAUCACCAAUUUGUUAAAUCCCAUCUCAGUAUAGCUUCUAAUACGAGCGACCAGAGACUCGUUUUGAAUGCUUACCCUAGUCUUACUGGACUGAAGUCAUGUUCACUUGACUCUGUAAUGGAGGGUAAACUACCGGAUAAUGCGGUUGAAUUCGAUUAUCCAUCUAAAGAACUUAAUCAAUUUGUUUAUAUGGUGGGUUCGUGUGGUGGGUUAAUGUGCGUUGCUACUUAUAUAUGGGAUACUGAUCAAAGGACUAUAUAUCUAUGGAACCCAUCUACUAGGAAAUCUAAGAGAUUGCCAGAUUUGGGAGUUAGGAGGGGGUGGAAUUGUCACGAUUUAUAUGGGUUUGGGUUUGAUGAGUCCAAUGAUGACUACAAAGUGGUGCUGAUAUUCUGCAAUAGUGGUGGUGGGGUUUCAGCUGAGAGGAAAGUGAUGGUUUAUACGUUGAGGACAGACUCGUGGAGACAAAUUGGAGGCAUUUCUUGUGAUGUUCCUUUUGGUUUUAUCGGGAAAUUUUUGAAUGGGUCGAUCCAUUGGGUUGUACGUGACAAUAGUGGUUCAAGCUACUCUUCUGUCAAUGUCAUUGUUUCUCUUGAUUUGGAAAAAGAGACGUAUAAUGAGGUUCUGCUACCUAAUUAUGGUGCCGAUGUUUUCCAUUUGGAAUUGUGUGUUUUAAAAGGAAGCCUCGGUGUGCUGUGUAUGUGUCGAAAGAAUUAUACUGAUGUAUGGAUAAUGAAGGAGUACGGCACGGUAAGUUCUUGGACCAAGUUGUUCACAAUACAGGACGUAGCUGAAGCACAGAAAGGACCGAUUCCUCGAUUCGCAUCAAUAAUGUGCAUUUCAAACAAUGGCAAAUAUUUAAUAUUAUUUGGGCAAAAGUUUAGUAUCUACAGUCCAAAAAAUGGUACUUCUAGGAAUUCGAUAAUUCGUAACUGGGACCCCUAUUUUCAAAUAUGUACCUAUGUUGAGAGCUUAGUCUCACCCAAUGCUGACAACGUGGUUCCAAGGCAACACCAAUAACAGCUCAUGAAGAGAGUUAGGAGCACACUUCUUUCCAGAUGGGAGAAAAGAUCGUUGAAGAUUUUGACUUGGGAGCUCAGAAGCAAGGUAUCGGGUUGGGUCACUCUGACUUCAGGGCCUUGCUACUUAGCCGAAUACAACUCGAAAACUGCACUUUCAAAAGUCACCCUCUUAAAGGAUACUAGUAGAGUCUAUUGAAUUUCAGCUUAUGAGUAUCUCGUCUUAGUAGUCUAAGAACUAUAGAAACAAUAAAUGUGGAUGUGAUAAUGUGUUUGAACAUAAGCAUGGUAUGCUUAUGAACUUUGUUUCUUGUGUUUUUAGAUCUUAUGUUUUGAUAAGGAUAUCCCCGCCUUAUUCUGCUGCUGUGCGUGUCGGUACAGUGCAAACGGGUUGAGCUGAGCUGAGCUGGACUUUGUAGUGUUAAAUGUGUAUGUAGAGGUUUUCUGACAUUAUGUUUCA